Molecule: messenger RNA, 3338 nt
Organism: Saccostrea cuccullata (small rock oyster)
Lineage: Eukaryota; Metazoa; Mollusca; Bivalvia; Ostreida; Ostreidae
Product: single-minded homolog 2-like
Exons: 10
Coding region: 477-2597 (706 amino acids)
Biological process (GO): regulation of transcription by RNA polymerase II
Molecular function (GO): protein dimerization activity; DNA-binding transcription factor activity, RNA polymerase II-specific; RNA polymerase II transcription regulatory region sequence-specific DNA binding
Source: RefSeq, a predicted model, not a curated record
GAAAGAGAAAGGGAAAAAAUACGAAACACCUCGAAUAUUCCAAGAUUCAUUCAAAAAUUGGACACAGAAAAAAUAUUUUUCCCCCAUAUGUAAGAUGGUGACGGUUUGAAGCAUCUAAAGGAACUACGAGAGAUUGGAAGGGCCCUGAGACGAAAUAUAAACUCUUCUGCGUGCUUAAUCGCGAGUCUGUGACACGAUUUGCGGGAGUUUCAUUUACACUUCUUCAGGAGCUAAAAGCACGUUCCUAUGUGUGUAUUCCUGGGUUUGAACAAUAACUUCACGGUUUGAGCAAUACCAAUAGACUCUUAACUGUGCGUGAUUUUUCCGUUUAAUCCGUAAGCCGGUAAUUUUGGGUUUCAACUUUUGACUUGUUUCUCUGGGAACCAAUACCACAAUCAUGACGUAAAAUUAAUUUCAAGGAUUUCCUCUGUCACGUGGUUUUCUGCAGCAAUGCAUCCCUUUUUCGUUGCCAUGAUAUGAAGUGCAAAUCCAAGACGGCGGCCCGAACAAGACGCGAGAAAGAAAACGCUGAGUUCUAUGAACUGGCGAAGUUACUUCCCCUGCCGUCCGCCAUAACCAGUCAGCUGGACAAGGCCUCCAUUAUACGGCUAUGUACCAGUUAUCUCAAAAUGAGGACCGUCUUUCCCGACGGACUAGGGGAUGGUUGGGGUCAAAGGUCACCUCCAAGAACCUUGUUGGAAAAGGAACUUGGAUCGCAUCUUCUUCAGACACUAGAUGGCUUCAUUUUCGUUGUUGCCCCAGACGGGAAGAUCAUGUACAUAUCCGAAACUGCAUCCGUCCAUUUGGGAUUAUCACAGGUAGAACUGACAGGAAACAGUAUUUAUGAGUAUGUACAUCCGGCAGAUCAUGAUGAAAUGACUGCGGUGCUCAAUUAUCACUCCUCCCCUUAUCCAUGCUGUUAUAAAGAGUUUGAAAUAGAACGGUCCUUUUUCAUUCGUAUGAAGUGUGUACUUGCCAAAAGGAAUGCGGGUCUUACUUCCGGUGGUUACAAGGUUAUUCACUGUGGAGGGUAUUUGAAAAUCAAACAAUACAACAUGGAGAUGUCCCCUUACGAGGGAUGUCAACAAAAUGUGGGACUAGUCGCCAUUGGCCAUUCACUUCCGCCCAGUGCCAUAACGGAAAUGAAAAUGUUCAAUAACAUGUUCAUGUUCCGAGCAAGCCUCGAUUUGAAACUCAUUUUUCUAGAUGCAAGGGUGGCUCAGUUGACUGGGUAUGAGCCCCAGGACCUGAUAGAGAGGACCCUGUAUCAGUACAUUCAUGCCUGUGAUAUCCUACAUAUGAGAUUUGCUCAUCACACACUUUUGUUGAAAGGUCAAGUCACCACAAAGUAUUAUCGUUUCCUGGCCAAGGAUGGUGGAUGGGUCUGGAUACAAAGUUAUGCUACAAUAGUCCACAACAGCAGAUCAUCUCGUCCACACUGCAUUGUGAGCGUGAACUACGUUCUGAGUGAGGUCCAAGCAAGAGGUCUUCAGAUCCAGUUAGAACAAACUGUCCAAAAAGAGCUUUCGCCAUUCUCCACCCUUCCUGGAAGAUCUCCGGGAAAGUCAAGAUCAACCAAGUCCAAACAUCGACGAUCGCCUUACUCACAGAAUACAAGCAACCAGGAAUUUCCUCCUGAAUUUGAGUUGGUUCCUGAAAUUGCUAACCCUGACUUUUGUCAUAUAAUACAACCCAAUCCACAUUACGAGGAUCCCAUGGGGAAGUUUGAGCCUCUCUAUGGGCAUGCGUUUCCAGGAGUCUUCCAUCCUGAUUAUUUUCCUCAUCCAUCCUAUCAUCCGCAAAAUCAGUCCUUUGCAGACGAUCGUCUUCAUUGUAAAUUUGAAGCAGAAAAGUAUUACCCUUAUAAGAAUAUGGAUCAUCUUUCAUCAUGUAUGAAUUCAUCUAGUCCCAAGUUAACUCAUUUAGAUACGUCAGCGGAUAGCAGGACAAAUAUUUCACCUCGAUUUGAAUACAGAUCGGCUGGACCAUGUUCCCGUAGCAGCAGUCGUGAUGCUGUAUCCGGGUAUCCUUAUAGCAACCAAUCAGAAUCUUCCACGUCAGAGGUUGACGUAGGCGUCGACGAUAUGGAGAAACGAUCUAUAUCAUCAUCCUUUCAGCAAAAUCUUGAUACCGGUCAAAAUGCAAUCAAAGAGGAACAAUCACCAAAAACUUUCACAGCAACAGACAAUCUUCCGCAUCCACAAUCAUGUGGCAUUCAACAAUCUGUUAUCAUGCGUCAUAGACCGAACAUCGUGCCCGACACAUUAACUGAUUCCCAAAAAUCAAUUCCCCCAAAUCAAACCAAAUACCCAGAUCACGAAAAUAGAUCUGAUCAACAUUAUCGUAAUAUACAGCAAAAUGGACAUACUGGUGGGAUGGACCUUCAUGCAGUUCAAGAUAGAAAUUUCAAUGCUCAAGAUAUUUAUUCGCAUUGUUUACGUGCUUCCUGUGCUUAUGACUCCUACACAAAUCAGACGGAUUACAAUCAAACCCCGAUCCCGACUCCUAAACAUUUCUCCUCCGUGCCACAGCCGGGGUAUGCUAGUGUUAUUGUGGAUACUCAGCAGUACCAUUUAGCUAACGGUUAUGUGCAUUAGAUAUGUUAUGCUGAAACAUGAGUUUGUAAAUGUUUUGCAUAUUUUCUUUCUCUCUCUCAAAAGCUUCCGUCACCGAUGUGAGUAAAUCAGUCUGAAAGUUGUGUAAACCUAGGAACGGAUUGAAUUGAGCUGAUUUUUCAAUCAAAUAUCAAGAGUUUGUUUAGAGACCAGGAAAAUAUGCGUGUAGUGAAAAAUGUUUUAGAGCGCCCUACUUAAUUACGGAAAAGAAUUUGUACUUAGCUGGAAUGGAAUGUUUAUGAUUGUCAAAGCAGGUUCUGUUCCAAUAACGUAACAACAAAGCAAAAAAUUUUGAACUUAAAAAUAUCUCGUGAUACUAAUGAGAGAAAACAGUUAAGUAUGCAUUUAUAAAAAUCAGAGAAUUCAAUUUUCCGAAAAAGAAAAUGGAUGUAAACAUGUAUUAUGUUAAUCAGGAUUUUUUGUAUUUUUAUAUUUCUGUGUAUCCUAGAAUUUCGAUCGAAGUAAAUAAAAGAUCAACUUUGGAAAAAUUGACUUUGAGAAACAGGCUAUUUUUAUAACUCUUCAGUGAAAAGAGAUUAAAAUGCUCAGUAUUGUUAAUGAACAUCUCGAGGGGAAAUCAAAUUAUUGACUUAUUCUUUCUUGGUCACUGGUUGUUUUUUUUAUCAGUAUGUAGGAAGAGUGAUGUAGUUUCAUUUAGUAUUUGUAAACAGGGUUCGUUAAAUUAUAUUAAUGAGAUGCCAUAAUAAAAUGAUUUGAAACCAC